Paramormyrops kingsleyae is the source of this 4787-nucleotide messenger RNA. Lineage: Eukaryota; Metazoa; Chordata; Actinopteri; Osteoglossiformes; Mormyridae. The record is from RefSeq and is a predicted model, not a curated record.
CUUUGUGCCGAAUAGUGGAAAGACAGAUUUCCGGCACAUGGUGCAUCGUUUGUGGGUGUCAGAGAGUGUUGCUGCCAAUUUGCUCCCGGAUACUUCCGGGAGAGGUGGGAUGUCCCCCUAGUCCCCAUAACCCUUCUGGGAGUCAGGACAAGGAUACGCUACGUUUGUUUGCUUUGCGGCCCCUUUAAAAAGUUUGCAAGACCAUUCUGAACGACCUUGUCCCCGCCCACUCUAUUACGUCAGAGUCCGUCCCGUACGUCGGCCGGAGGACGCUGUUUGUAGUUAUGAGUUGUUUGUGGUAAGCAGGGUAGUGUUUUAUGUAGUUGAAAGCUUGCAUGGUCGAUUUGUGACUUAGAUUAUUAGAAAGGCGGAUAUAUUGUUAGGCAGUCUCGCUAGCUUGUACGUUCCUAUUUAAAACGUAAUUUGGUUUUGGGAUAUUGACCAAAUGUAUGCCGGUAAAUCGCGUCUACGGCAAUUGCUUACAAGAAACGUGAACUCUUGUUUUAAGUGGUCCCUGGUUAACUGGCUGCAGGAUGCUGAAGAUAAAGCAGACACUAAAUAAUUUGAAAUGUUGCAUUCCCAGUACAAGUUAUACAUUGCAAACUUGAAUACCUCUGCCCAUUUUCCAGCCGCUAGAGCCUGUCCGGGGACCUGUAGAAUAUAGAGAAGAGAGAACACAAAAUCACACUAUGGCCAAUUUUCAGACACGCUUUCAGCUAACGGUAUUGUAAUUUGUAAAACACGUGCAUAUUGUCCAAAUUUGGUUUGAAUGAUGAUGUCUGCUAGUAACUGGCCAGUUUAAACGCAAGCUGUUUGAUCGGAUGUGGUUAUGGCACAUCCACCCCCCUCCGGGUCAGUGGUGCUGAUGGACUGGUACAGGUCUGUGGAAGGAAAGGGAUUCUUCUCUCGGAUCAAACGCAAGGAAAAACGCAGGAUUUUCGGUUUGCUAGAAGCCCCUCCAAUUCCGCCUCUGAUAAAUGUGGACACUGUCCGCUAUAAGGUCUUCCUCUCAGGGAAGAGUGGUGUGGGAAAGACUGCUCUGGCUGCUCGCCUUGCUGGUCUGGAUGUGUCUAGCGUGCACUACGAGACCAUAGGUAUUCAGACCUCUGUGGUCUUCUGGCCAGUGAAGCUGAGGGACAGCGGCCAGGUCCUGCUCUUCCGUCUGCAUCUGUGGGACUGUGGGGAAAAUGCUCUGCGCCGCUUUGACCAUCUUCUCCCGACCUGUAAGGAGCAGUUGGAUGCCGUUCUCUUCCUGUUCUCCUUCACAGACCACUCUUCCUUUGAUGACUUACCUGGUCAGAUUGCUCGGGGAUGUGACCCUUCAGAUAAUGUUGUGAAGUUGGUGGUCGGCACCAAGUUUGACCUGUUCAUGCACACGGAUGUGACGGAGCGAGAAGUGAAGGCUUUCCAAGAGCAGUGGGCUGUUCCCGUGUUCUGUAUCGGCGGGGAUGCAUGUGAUGACCUGCAGAAUGUGGCUCCGCUCCUCAACACCCUUGCAGAGCUUCUGUGGCACCAGGACUGCGUGACUGUUGGCGCAGUGCCAGCCAAUGAAUCUGCUGUGGGAGAUACCAGCAGUCGUGCUGGACACUGACCAGACCACAGGCUGGCUUUAAAAAGUUGGUCAUAGCUUCUUUAAGAGUUAGUCCAGUCCAGUCCCACCUGUCUGUCCGUCCAUCUGUCUAAUACUGCCUCUUCUGUAUUACAAAUGUAAUAUAUGGAAGUAGCUGUAUUCGUCAUUAAUAAAUGUUUUGAUAAUUUGCAACAAACCGCUGAAUGUGAAAUUGUCCAAUUCAAAAGGACCCCUUUCUGGUUUGCAAAUGGUUUAGUCUGAGAUGAAAUAUUAGUUUGUGGUGUUAAUUCUUCUAAUUGUACUAAUUUUCACGGUUUGUUGUACUUACUAAUUUGUACAUUUCAUAUUUUCAUUUCAUUUAAAAUGUCUUUUAAAGACAAACUUUUCAUUUUGAAAUUGUUAAAGGUAAAAAGAACUUUAAUGUGCUAUAUUUUCUCUCACCAUGUAUAUCAUAGCAAAGUCUGUAGCAUUUUGGUGUCGGUUUGUAAUUUAUGCUGCAUAAUGUAAGCGGGUGUAAAACUUACAUGUAUGUUUGUUUGCUUUGUGGCACAUUUUGUCUUAUGUUCCUGAGCACCUAGAGGAAAUUGUAGAGGAAGUGGUCUGUGUUGAGGCCCAACUUGCAUGAUGGAAAACGAGUGCGUGGUGAACUUGCAAGGUGUGCCAGUAGCACAGGAUAACGUGCUUUAGACUUGGUGCAAAGCAAGGAAAUGAUGCUGAUGUUCAGCCAUUAGGGGAAAUCAAACUGCAAUUUUAGGUUACUAGUGCAAGUGGACGUUUCAGUUGGCGCGUGAGCGCCACCACAGGCCAGGACUUGAAGUACAGCCAUGUCUGUUUAUAAAGGUGCGAUUUUCAAGGUUUAUUCAAAUGAGCAUUGUCUUAUAUAAUGUCUAAUCUAUAAAAAAGAAAAAAAAAGCUUUGUUUGGCCGUGUCUUUAUUAUGCACUGUAGGAAUGGCAAAUAUACACAGCACAAAAAUGGCAGUGCCUGUUCCAGGAAUUAAAGAUGAUGUAGCAUAACCCCAAAAACCUGGUGCUAUACCGUGUUCUUGUUUUUGAUGUUUACUCUCUGUAAUUUGUGUUUUUGGUGCAGUUAGAACAUCCAGCACUGCAGAGUGGGUGUUGGUUAGGGCAACUAUCAUACCAGCCACUGAAAGGCCUCAACAAACCUGAGCCCUAUUCUAUGGCAAUAAUGUAGGUUUGUGUGUGUGUAUACCGGGCCCCACUCUACUGGUUCUGCAUCCAAAUGGAACCAGAAGGAUCUACAGCUAUGUACAUUUGAUGAUGUCAUCUUGCUUUUGACUCUUACCAGUAGGCUUAUGAGGGCUGUGACGUUACACAUAUUAAAGAGUCGUACUUCAAACGAAUAGAGAUUAACAUGUGACUCAAAGGAGAAAAGAUCAGUGAAUUUCAGUUGGAUUUUCUGAAUAAUUUGUAAGUGGCCUUUUCUUGCUUUGAUUCAUAGAAAAAUCACCAUUCAUGCUUUACGGCUACUUGUAGAAACUGUCAUAAACUUGUCUUAUUCUAAUCAAAUUUUAAGAUGUGUAAUCCUCGGAUGUGCUCACUGUGAAUGUGUUAUACGUCACUGGUCAGUCUUCAGGACAGGUGAAUAUGGUUCUCAGUGGUCUCACAUCUCCUUAGUCACCGCAGGCCGUGUAGGCAUGUUAAGAUGCUUUCUGCGGAAGGCCGAUAAAAUUGUUUCUCUGCAAUAUUCUCAGUGCCCAGUCUGCAGUCUAAGGUACAGGCUUACACUGUGCACAAUUAUUACGCAAGUGAGUAAUUUGCCCAUAUCAUUUUUAUGCAUAUUUUCCAACUUCAAGCUGUAUAAACUUGAGUGCUUAGUGGAUUUAAGCAUAUCAGGUGAUGUGUAUUUGUGUAAUGAGUGAGGGUGUGGCCUAAGGAGAUCAACACUCUAUAUAAAGGUGUGCAUAAUUAUUAGGCAGCUUCUCUUCCUCAGGCAAAAUGGGCCAAAAAAGAGAUUUAAAGGACUCUGAAAAGUCAAAAAUUGUAAAAAGUCUUUCAGAGGGAUGCAGCACUCUUGAAAUUGCUCAGAUAUUGGGGCGUGACCACAGAACCAUCAAACGUUUUGUUGCAAGUAGCAGACAGGGUCACAAGAAACGUAUUGAGAAGAAAAGACGCAAAUUAACUGCCAAAGAUUUGAGAAGAAUCAAACGUGACGCUACCAGGAACCCAUUAUCCUCCAGUGCUGCCAUAUUCCAGAACUGCAACCUACCCGGAGUGUCCAGAAGUACAAGGUGUUCAGUGCUUAGAGACAUGGCCAAGGUAAGGAAGGCUGAAACCCGACCACCACUGAACAAAACACACAAGUUGAAACGUCAAGACUGGGCCAAGAAAUAUCUGAAGAGAGAUUUUUCAAAGGUUUUAUGGACUGAUGAGAUGAGUGACUCUUGAUGGACCAGAUGGAUGGGCCUGUGGCUGGAUCAGUAACGGACACAGAGCUCCACUUCGACUCAGACGCCAGCAAGGUGGAAGUGGGGUACUGGAAUGGGCUGGUAUUAUUAAAGAUGAGCUAGUUGGACCUUUUCGGGUUGAAGAUGGCCUUAAAAUCAACUCCAAAACCUACUGCCAGUUUUCAGAAGAUACUUUCUUCAAGCAGUGGUACAGGAAAAAGUUUGCAUCUUUCAAGAAGACCAUGAUUUUUAUGCAGGACAAUGCUCCAUCGCUUGCAUCGAAGUACUCCACUGCAUGGUUAGCCAGUAAAGGCCUUAAGGAUGAAAAAAUAAUGACAUGGGCCCCUUCCUCACCUGACCUAAACCCUAUUGAGAACCUGUGGGGCCUGCUUAAACGGGAGAUUUACAGUGUAGGAAAACAGUACAGCUCUCUGAUCAGUGUCUACAACAAAUAAACAAGUGAGAUGGGAAAAUGUUCGUUUUUUCAUUUAGUUGCAUAAUAAUUCUGCACACUAAUAGUUGCCUAAUACUUGUGCACACAGUGUAUAUUCUCUUAAGAAAGACAAAACCUCACUUUUGCUUUCUUAAACAUUCAGGUUUAGGUUCAUUAACAUUUUGGAUUGACCGACAGCACCGUAGUUGUUCAAUAAUAAAAUUAAUCCUCAAAAAUACAACUUGCCUAAUAAUUGUGCGCACAGUGUAACCUCCUAAGACCCCACCCAUUCAUUUAUGUCCAUUGUAGUGGACAUUUUAUUUUUCCAUCUAUAUUUUCACUGAUGAAAAGAAAUGUAUCUAUUCCUGUUGUACACUA